Molecule: messenger RNA, 1000 nt
Organism: Chironomus riparius
Lineage: Eukaryota; Metazoa; Arthropoda; Insecta; Diptera; Chironomidae
Source: the annotation of a GenBank genome assembly
UUGAACUUUUCCUUUAUUCAAAAAUUCAUUCAAUUUCAAAACUUUUUGGCAUCAACAUUUUCAAAAUUAAAAGUACCAAAAAAUGCCUUUAAACCAGCCAUCAACAUCAUAUCAAGAUGAAUUUACAUGGCCUGUAAACAUGCCAGUCAAAAUUUUCAACACUGAUUACAGCUGUCCACAAGUAAUUCCAAAGAAAAUUGGAUUUGAGGCAACAAAAGAAUUUGCUUCGAGGAACAUUUGCACGCCAAAAAUAGAAAAGAAGGCUGAAAAGUCACCGCAAUUGGUGUUUAUCAACAUCUGUGAAGCAAAGGAAGUAAAUUUUCAAAAUAUCUCAUGUGGAAGUAGUCAAAGUGGCAACAAGCCACAGAACAAAUCCUUCAAACUUUGUUCUGACAAUCUAAACUUCAACAUCAAUGCACGUCCAAAGAUAUCAGUCAAUCCAAACUGUAAUAUGAGUCAAUUUUCUUGUGAGAAGCGCAACAGCAAUUCAGACCUUACAAUUCUUAUUAAUCAUGUCAAUAAAACUAAGAACAUUGUCAACUGUAAAUGUCCAAAAGCUAAACCACUUCAAAAUCAUCAACCAAGGCCCAAGAACACUCAAGUUCCAAGAAUCAAUCAUUGCAAUACCCAGAACCAACUUCCCAGAACUCAAGUUCUCAGUACUCAACUUCCCAGAACUAAUCAUUGCAAUACUCAGAACCAAAUUUCAAAACCGAAGCUCAAACAAGCACCAGAUGCAAAGAAACACGAAAUCAAAGUCUGUCCAAACUACAAAGAAUUGCUUGAAAAGAAGCAACCACCAGCAAAUAAACUUGAUGUCAAAAUGGAGCCUUGUGAAGCUUUUCCUGAAGAUCAUUGGAAUACAACAUAUCAAGAGCAAUUCGGAUUUGUGGAAUAUUGACACUUGUUGCUGUUGAUGGUAAUAAAGAUUAUUAAAUUUUUCAACUGAUGAUUCUUUGAUUUUACUGUUGUUUAUAGUAAAUUAGGGUUUUAUAAAUCU